AUGCCUGGCUCGUUGCAGAGUUUACAGGAGACACUAGGAACGGAAGCAAGCCCGAAUGCAAUGCAAGCAUCCCCAACGAAACACCUAUUCGAAGAACACGUCGUAGGCGAGAAGUACAAGGAGUUCCUUCUUUCCACAUACCUCCUCCCCAUACUUCAGGAUCUCAAAUGCACAAAGCACAACACCUCUCAAUCCACGUGCGCUCGUACUGCGCCUACGCACGAAUUUAUCCGCCAACUUGCGAGCUUUGCGAAGAGCUUGUCCUAUGUCAUCAAUUUGCGCGACAUGUGCGCUCGCAAGGUUAAUUCACCAAGUCUAGUGGAACAGCUUCAAAAAUGGAAGGAAUUUUCGAGGGAGCUGGCGCUGAGUUCUGGGUCAAGACCGGUAGAUCUACUAGUCGGCACUCCAAUGAAGCUUCUUGACAUGGAGCGCGGGAGAGGUUGGAACUGGAAGGAGCGGAUAGGGAAGAAAGCCGAAGAGCACGAGGAUGUGAAGGAAGAAGACGGGGGCGACAAAGACUCACCGCGAGAGUUCUGGAUUGACGAACCCGAGAUGGGCUCGGAGAACGUGGAGUGGGUAGUUGUAAACGAGGGAGACGUCUUGUUCGAUCUGGACUUCCAAGAAUACACUAGCAUGCUUCUUGUAGAUAUUGCAGCAGCACGUGGAUUGCCUGUCCAAGUGGUCCCUUCCUCAGCCCUAUCCUCGACCCCGGAUUCAGAAAUAUCCGCACAACCAAUUUCCUGCCCAUUCAACUUCAUUCUCACCAGCGCAACAAUCCCCACGUUCCUGACUAUCUUUCAAACAACCACCCAAGACACCUCAUGGACAGACGGCAACAAGAGCACAGACAUCGAACGCCGCAUUUGUCGUGUAUGGGCCGAAGACGCCCUCGUGCACUCCAAGACCGCCACAGGCCCCGACCCCAUCAAGCUAUCCAAGCUCUUCGUCUUCUGCAACAAACGGCACAAAGUCGAGCAAUUCGCUGCCUUCCUCGACGGCCGUGGCUUCAAAACGCGCAAACGAGGGUUGAAUCACCAUCUUGAUGUGUCCUUGAAGACGCGGGCAGGGAAUGUGGUGGUGUUUGGGAGGGCAAAGGGGAGGGCGGUUGGGCGGACGGAGGAGGUUAACCAGAGGGUCAGGGCCGUUGCUGGGUAA
This is a messenger RNA of Suillus clintonianus, 1155 nucleotides long. RefSeq lists its product as uncharacterized. The record is from RefSeq and is a predicted model, not a curated record. Lineage: Eukaryota; Fungi; Basidiomycota; Agaricomycetes; Boletales; Suillaceae. Bases 1 to 1155 code for a protein of 384 amino acids. The transcript is spliced from 8 exons.